CUUUCAGCAACUCGAGAUAGAUCAUGGCAUUUGUUGAGCGUUGUCUCUAUCCUUUCAUAUUGCACAAGUGCAGUGAUGAGUUUUUUAUAAAUAUGCUUUCUCUUUUCCUUAUUCUUCGGUUUGAAUUUCAGCAGAUUCUCCAAUGGCCGUGUCCUGAUGGCCGCCAUCUUGACAACUUGAAAACUCAGCCAGCGCAUUCUAUUUUCAAUAAAUCCGCUGGGCAUACAAAACGUGGUCAUGAAAUUGCUGAGCAGCCAGGCGAUUUCCACACGAUAAAGAUGGCUUCCAUGUUACUGAGAGUAGCCGGUGAAGGAACAUUCCUUAGAUCUCUGGUUCCAUGCGUGAAUUUAAUACCAGUGCGUUUUAGGGUGCGAAGAAAAAUGCCAUCAAAGAUAAGAAACAACCCUUUUGUUCAAAGACGCACGGAUUUCAUUAAAAAACUUGUGUUAGCUCUGGUACAACACGAACGGAUUCAAACUACAGAUUGGAAGGCUCAGCAGUUGAAGAAAUAUGCCGAACUGCUUGUCAUGUUGUCACUGAGACGUCGUCCACCACCUGAUCUGGACAUGAUUGAGGAUGGGUUUGUUCUUACUGAGGAAGAAUCUGAGCAAAGAAGGCUUACAAGGCGCAUUAUAAAUAGAAGAAGCAAAAAAGUGAUUUUACCUGUACCAGACCUAAGUGAAGAAGAGUAUGUUCAAAGAUGUAAAGAAGAGGCUUCAAAUAUGUUGCUUGGGAACGAAGAGGCACUAGAAAAACUUUACACAACACUUAAGGAACGAUAUCAAGAAAGAUAUGGCAAUUUUGUGACAAUUCAAACAAUUCCCAACCCUCCCCACUCCCCUUACCCAAACAUGGCAUAUGUUGAGUUAGUGGGGAACUCCCUACCCCCACUCCCCAGGUUGCCUGUGGUCAAGGGAGGGAAUUGGGUUGUUUACAACAGAGAUGAUUAUGAAGAUGAUAACAAGACUGUGGUGAAGAAUUUCUUCAAGUGGAUGGAACGAAGGAAAGUAAUAAAAGAAAAUGUAAAAUCAAGGAAAAGACAAUAAACAGGUGUAAAUAUAAUAAAAACAUAAAUAUUUUGACAUAUCAUUGUAUGUGAGUGGCUUUAAAACAUCCGAAAUAAAAUACAUCUGGAUGGAAGUAGAUCAUGUACCCUUGAUUGUGAAGAAGCUGAUAAUGGACUGUUACCCUCAACAUUGGUAGUGUGGCUCAAUAAUAUGAUAAUCAGUUGACACUUUGAUAAUUUUCUUUGUGUUUCCUUUUUGCAAUUUAUGUAAUUCUGCUGAAGUUAGUCAGCUGUAAUGAAAAAGCAGUAUGUUACAGUAUUGGUCAUUGAUAAAAAGAUGUCAAAAAUAUUUCUACUGUGGGUCUGAAUUAUUUUCUAGUUAUCACAAAUAAAGUGUUCGGACUUGCCUUGUGCAUAGCAGGGAAA
Messenger RNA from Pocillopora damicornis (cauliflower coral), 1432 nucleotides. RefSeq lists its product as uncharacterized. The record is from RefSeq and is a predicted model, not a curated record. Gene Ontology annotation, cellular component: ribosome; mitochondrial large ribosomal subunit. Gene Ontology annotation, molecular function: structural constituent of ribosome. Gene Ontology annotation, biological process: translation. NCBI's taxonomy places the organism in Eukaryota, Metazoa, Cnidaria, Anthozoa, Scleractinia, Pocilloporidae.